UUAACUUGACUCUAGUGGUAGAAUAACAUAUAACCUCAAAUAUUUGAGUUUGAGGUUAGAAAUAUUCAUGCCUUUGUGAAAGCUGUGAAUAAUUUGUAUAUCUGACUAGUUUUAUAUUAAUUGAAUAUUAUCGUUUAGUUUUCCGUGUUAGAGAUUGAUAAUUAUCAAUAUGAGGGUAGUUAAAGUGAUGAACAGUGCCCCUUCUAUCAAAAACAUUCAGAGUUAUUGCUUAAGACACUUAUCUCUAAGUCCAAGCAUUAACAGUCAAAUUGUUCAUUUGAAAAAAAAGUUUGCCAAACGAGAAGGGGUGCAGCCAACCGAAAUUGAAAUUGAUGUGAAUAAUCAGUUUGAAAAGCUAGCUGAAACUGUGACUCCACUUGCAAAUAAACCUUAUAACGUACAACUCAAAAUCAAAAGGGAUUGGAGUCGAUAUGUGUUGAAUCAGUUUGUCUCCAGCAAGAAGAAAGAAUUGUGUACAAUUGAGUCAACAAUUCCAUCCCCUGUUCUUGAAGGAUACCGUAAUAAAAGUGAAUUCAGCAUUAGAAAUGGUGCCGAUGGUAAUCCAAAAACUGUUGGAACUUUUAUUGGUUCAGCGGGACUGGGUCGAUCCAUCUGUGUGCCACCAACUCAUCUUAUCAAUACGCCACAAAUUCAUAAGGAUAUAUGUAAGUCUUUUGAAGACUACAUAAGAUCGAGUGACCUACCAGCCUGUCACGACCUGCAUGACGGCGGAUUCUGGAGACCAAUCUUAAUCAGAUCAAAUCGGAAAGGUGAAUGCAUGCUGUGCAUUGCUGUGCACCCAGGCGACAAGACAGAGGCACAAAUCGACGAGCAAAUGAACGCCUUGAAGGACUAUUUCACCGAGAGACGCGAUCAGCUGCAACUUGCCAGUCUCUAUUUCCAAAUUUGCAAGCACUCAAGGUGUACAAAUGAGAGUGCACCGUACAGACUCCUGUACGGCGAGCCACAUCUUAUAGAGAAGAUAGGUGGAUAUGAGUUUCAGAUUUCGCCGGACUCUUUCUUUCAAGUAAAUGUCGAAGCUGCAGAAAAGCUAUAUGAGGCGAUUUUUCGAGUUGCUGAUAUGAAGCCUUACUCCUUACUGCUUGACUUGUGUUGUGGCACUGGAGUUGUCAGUAUCCUGGGAAGCUCGUCUGUCCGGUCAUGCGUUGGGGUGGACUGUGUGUUGCAGGCAGUGCAGGAUGCCACUGAGAAUGCUCGAAUAAACAACAUCCAAAACUGUGCCUUCCUCAAAGGUAGAAUCGAAGAGGUUUUGAGGAGGGUUCUGAAGCGAUUAGAUUCUUCAGCUGAUAUUGUUGCAGUAUUAAAUCCUAGUCGAGCAGGAAUGCCGCCUGACGUGAUACACGAACUACGUAACUGUGUGCAGAUUCGCAAACUGAUCUACGUGUCAUGUAUGGCUGACUCGCCGAGCAUGAUCAAGAACUUCAACUGGUUGCGGAGCCCUCAGUUCAACGAAUCACGUCCUUUUAAUGUCACACGUCUCAUUCCCGUCGAUCUUUUCCCCCACACCUAUCACUGUGAAGCUGUUAUAGUGUUUGAAAGGUGAUUUUGAUCUUAGACCAAUACCCUAUCUCCAGUAUGUGAAUGACUGAAAUAAAGUCACUUAGAAAUAUCAAUUUCUUCGCAUUUCAAAGCAUAUUAGUAUGUCUGAAAACGUAUUCUUCCUAUCACAGUAGGUUCCGUACCUAAUUAUUUGUAUUAUGUGAUGUAUGUAUAAAGUGCGUUGAAGACGUUUGACAUUACUUUUCUGUAAAUAAAGUGUUUAUUAUAGUUCAAU
Molecule: messenger RNA, 1795 nt
Organism: Nilaparvata lugens (brown planthopper)
Lineage: Eukaryota; Metazoa; Arthropoda; Insecta; Hemiptera; Delphacidae
Product: tRNA (uracil(54)-C(5))-methyltransferase homolog-B
Exons: 8
Coding region: 170-1564 (464 amino acids)
Biological process (GO): RNA processing
Molecular function (GO): RNA methyltransferase activity
Source: RefSeq, a predicted model, not a curated record